UUGAGAACCAAAACAGAGCGUGUUUGCUGCGUAGUUUUGAGAACCAGGAGGCAUAAUUUCGUGAUUUGAAAGAACGACGCCGCAGGGGACACUUGGCAGGAUGAGCAGCGUGUGGUAUCUGCAACAUGUGACCACUGGCCAGCGCCACAUCCUGCACAACGGGACCAACUUGGUGGGUCGCCACUCGCGCUGCCGGAUAGUCCUGGCUGGAACCUACGAGUUUGUGUCCCGGGAGCACGCCAAGUUUAUCGUGCGCGAUAACGGAGUAGUGGUGCAGUCGAUGAACGCCUUGAACGGCAUCUUCAUCAAUGACGGCAAGCUGAGCGACAAGAUCAACCGCUUGCCCGUGGCCGAGGGCUCCAUCAUCAGCCUGGGUGUCACGGGAAUCGAGAAAAUCACGGGCAUCCAUGCCAUUUUCGUACUGAAGAAAAUGGAGCCCACGGCGGAAGAGGUGAUUCUCUCCUCCGACGACGAUGAUACCACGCCCCUUCCCGCUGUUCGAUCCCCCAGUGGCAAUCAGCCCACUGAGUUUAAUCUUCAGCAGCAAAUACCCAACUUUGGGGUCAAGAAGGACCCCAGCCAGGAGGAGGAGCAGCAGGAGGAACUGCCCUCCAGUUCCGGUCUGCAUCUCCCAAAAAUAAACGAGGUGAAGCAGGAGAUCGUAAACCAAACCACCGAGCAGAUACAGACCAUCUUUGGGGAGCCCAACGAUGCCAUUCUUAACUCGGUGCUAGAACUAAAUCCCUAUUUGUACAACCAGCUAAACAAAAAGGCUCCGGGCAGUGCGACGACCCAAUCCAAAAUUCACGAUGGCGACUGCAUUGAACUGGAAACUGGUGCAGAGGGGCCAAUACCAGAGGAACAGCAGAACUGCGAGGCAAUCGAGCGACCAGAUGGCAACCAAAUGCCGCCACCGCAGGAAGUGGUCAACGAGGAGGAGGAGUACGACGAGAGUUUCGCCAUGUCGCAGGCAGUACUGCGCGAAAUGAAGACCGAGAUGGCCUUCAACGAGGGCGAAGAGGACUUUCUGGACUGCAAUGGCCUGGGCAACAUGGCCGAGGGUUCCCCCACAUCGCAUACCUACGACGACGUCGUCAUCGACAUCAGCGACUCCGAGGAUGAGGAGCUGUACGGCAAGGUGGCCGACUGGUCCAAGUUGCUCAGCCAAAAGAUGGUUCCCGAUGUCAUCGAAAUGUCGCAGACAUACCCGGUGGUUGAGGAGGAGCAGCAGGAGGAUUCGGACUCGGACAUGGAGAUUGGAGUGAAACAUCCGUCGAGGGCUUUGCGCAUCGAAACCUCCAGUGAGGACGAAGCUUCCGAGACCAAGUCUUCCAACGAUCACGUUGUGCGGCAGGCCGACAGCACAACUUGCGAUCCUUCAGCGAUUCGAAAAUGCUCGAUACGCAUAAGAAAGCAUAAACCAACAGACAAUGUCAGCUCCACUGCAGAUGUUGAAGGUUUCGAGGAGGCAGAUAAAACUAGGGAUGACCGUCAACCAAAAUCUUGUUUAAAAACUAGGCAGCCACUAAAUGAAGAGACUAACAAGUCCUCCAACCGGAAGAGAGAUACAUCAAAGCCCACAACUUCCAAGGUAAUCGAAGAGGCUACCGUUGAGCCACCUAAAAAAAUGCUACGCAGUCGUUCAAAGUCAUGCUAUAUGGAUCGACUAGAAGAACUAGAUGAACUUUUAGAUAAAAAAGGAAAUAAACAAAGGAAAUACAACGAAGAGACUGAUAACAGCCGAGAAGAAUUGGUGGUAACUCUAGAGGCUCCGGAAAAAGUAGACAUCCCGGCCAAAAAAAGUAAUAAAAAAGGGGAAACUAAAAAGCCCACGAUUCGCGGCAGACGCAAAACAAUUCAAAGUCGAGAAGAGUUCGAGGCGUUGGCGGUUUCUCCUUCGAAACAGGCCAAUGAUGAAGAUCUGGUUGUGACUUUAGAGGCUCCGAAAAAGCUGAACACUCCUUCAAAAGAAAAUAAUAAAAAGGUUGAGGAUAAGAAAACCCCGGUUCGCGGCAGACGCAAAACCAUACACAGCCGAGAAGAAUUCGAGGCGUUGACGGCUAAGAUUAAGGAAGCUGAAGCGAUUACCCCAACAAAGGUUACUCCUAAGCAGAGCACUGCUGAAGUUCCAAUCAAACGAAGCCCAAGAUUGCUCAACCGCUCGGUAUCGUGCUUUAUGGAUCGUCCUGUGACCACGGAAACCGAUAGUCCCAUCAAGAAAAUUACCAAAGAGCCUUCUCCAGCUAAAAGCGAUACUUUUGGAAGAGCCACGAGUUCAAAUGAGGCCAGGUUUUCACGCGGACCAUCAGUUAUUGAGGCUCCAUCCUUGCCGAAGAAUCGUGGCAAACUGCGAGGGGUCUCGGCAGAGGUUAAAACCAAAGAAAAGGUAAUAGAGCGCCAGCGUUUAAUUGACUACAAGGCCGACAUGAACAACAAGUGGAAGCAGAAGCCCAAAGACAAGAAAAAGGAAGAUGUCAAAAUAAAGGAAAAUCGCCGCGAAGCGCUCAAGAAGCUGUCGGAAAAACCUAAGGAAAAGGAGAACAGCUCGAGGAGCGGCAAGAGAAAGCACAUAACAAGUGUGCCCACCGUUAGCAACUCCAAUCGAGGCGAUUUCCUAACCAAAGAAGUGGGGCCACCGGCGAAGGUGGCCAAGACGGACUUUGCCAAGCCAAAGAAACCCAUGCCUGCUCGACGCUCCACCAUCGAGACAUUCUCCCAGCAUCUUCGGGCAGCUGACGAAGCCUUGCUCUAUCCGCAGCCACUUUGUCCUCGUACAGUUGAGCGUAAAGACGCCGAGCAGGCGAGAAAUCAGCGCACCUGCAAUAAAGUUACCUUUGCCGAAAUGGAACAGUACCAUCAAAAGGCCGAGGAUUUAAAUAAGCUUCAAAAGAAGCUCAGGAAGGUGCAUUUCAAUGAUAAUGUCGUCGUACACCUCAUCGAUAUGGUCCCAGAAGCCAGAUCCCAGGUGCAGGGACGCAAGGAGAGCAUCAAGCUCUUCCUCAGCACCUAUCGCGAACGCCACGAAUGGGUUCGCAAGGAUAAAAAGCCGGUGAACGACAUACGCCAGCACUCGCGGAGCAUCAUGAAAUGGGCUAACCAGUGGCUGAAACUCGGCAGUGUCGAAGCGGCCGACCUAGAUUGCUUACUACCGAUUUCCCAUGAAUUUAAUUCUUUCAAGCACUACAAGGAGACCUUUGUUCCGCUGAUGAGGCUGGAGCUGUUAUCCACCAUCGAGAGGGACUACAAAGCGAAUACGCAGGUUUUUUCCGUCACCUUAAAGGAUUUUUAUGAACAGAAUAACAGCUUUCGUUUGGUUACCAAAGUCAAUAACAGACCCAAUGGAAACUUUGUACUUUAUACCCUAAAGGGUAAACCACUGGAAGAGACAUUUGCCAAUCUAAUAGACGUCAAGUCUUCCGGGGGCAACCUAUACGAAUACACUUUUGAGAUCCUGAAAGAGGCUAUAAUCGAAGAACGGCUCAAGGAACUAAAGCUUAUAACUGCCCGACCAGUUGUGGAUAGUCUGAGGGUGGAGUUAGGGGCUUUGAGUGCCGUCCAUCAGCUGUAUUGCUCGCCGCUCUGGCGUCGCAUAAUGAAGCCCUCGCAGACAAUAAUUGAGGUUGCGCUACCCAAGCAGCCCUUCACCUUCAAGGGCUUCAGUAAGUUGAACGAACAUCAGGAGAAUAUUGUACUGCGGACCUACCAGCGCGUUAUCGAGGAUGUGGAACCGAGUCUCACGCUGAUCCAGGGUCCACCGGGAACGGGCAAGUCCAAGGUUAUUUCCGAGCUAUGUCUGCAGACGCUUUAUGGCAAUGCCGCCAGGAUGCUGGACCGUAAAAUAUUGAUUUGUGCCCAUUCCAACACGGCCGUAGAUCAUAUUGUUAAGCUGCUUGGCAUGGUGUGGCGUGCAAUGAGCCACGACCGCUUCCAAUUGCUGCGCUUCGGGAUGCAUGAGCGGAUGAGCGUUUACUCGCGUCCCUUCUCGCUGGAGGCGCACUUCAAUAAAGCCAGGGAGCGAAAGAUGCAGGGACUUACCUCUGAAAAUAGUACGAUUCUAAAGAAGCAGCUCGACGACCUCAAGGCGGAGAUACAUCAACUGAAGCAAAAACCAAAUCUUGCGGGCACAUAUUUGCAGCAGCAGUUGCAGCAGAAGGAACGCCAGUUGCGGUUGGUCAGCGAUCAACUGAAUCCGCCGCUGUCUCAGCGCGAGGAGUACGAAAUAUCUCGAAAUUGCGUGGCCCAGGCCAAUAUCAUCUGCACAACGCUCUCCUCGUGUGUAAAACUGGCCAAUUAUGUGGACUUUUUCGACAUCUGCAUCAUCGAUGAGGCCACCCAAUGCACAGAGCCCUGGACCCUGCUGCCCAUGAGAUUUGGUUUAUCCCAUAUGGUUAUGGUUGGUGACACCCAACAGCUACCGGCGGUGGUGCUGUCCAGGAAGGCCAUCGAUUAUGGCCUCUCCAACUCCAUGUUCGACCGCGUUCAGCGGAGUCUGCAGAAGCAGCUGGACAAGCCGGGCGGCAAUCAGUUUGUGCAUACGAAAAUCUUUAAGCUGAGCAUGCAGUACCGCAUGCACCCGGAAAUUUGUCGCUGGCCCAACAAGUAUUUCUACGAGGAUCAGUUGGUGAACGCCGAGUGUACCGCCCGCUUCGCAUCGCCGCUCAUUCCAUACUGCGUGAUCAAUUUGAGAUACACGCAAGACAACAGUGGCGCUCAGAGCCGCAGUAUCAGCAACGACGAGGAGGCGCGCUUUGUGGCCAAACUCCUGACCGAGAUGGACAAACACAUGUCGAGCAAGCUCUACAGCUACGGCAUAAUCUCGCCGUACCAGAACCAAUGUUACGCCUUGGCACAGGUGAUUCCCAGCCACAUGAACCUUACUCCUUUGACCGUGGACUCCUAUCAGGGAUUGGAGAAGGAUGUAAUCAUAAUUUCGAAUGCCAGGACACGCGGCUGCGGCUUCCUCACCAACUACCAGCGACUCAAUGUGGCUUUGACCAGGCCGAAGCGUUGCUUAGUCAUUUGUGGCAACUUUGAUGAUCUGAAGUCUGUGGACAUGUGGCGUCAGUUACUCGAAGAUGCUCACGAUCGGAAAGUAUACUUUGAUUUGGAGCGCGAAGAUGUGGACGACCUUCAUAACUCGCUAAUUAAAAAGAUGCUGGUUAAGCCCAUCGAUCUGGCUUAGAGAAAUCAUCUCAAUUGAAUUGAUUAAAACGGAUUUUAGCUUUAGGAAUCCCCCCAAGUGCCAUGGAAGAGAAUCUCUUCCCAUUUAAGUUUACGAAAUAAUUUUGUUCUUUUCACUUCACUUUUUUAUAUAUUUAACAUAGAGACUGUAAGAUUUUAGAUUGAAAUCUUUGUACACUUAGUUCAUUAAUACGCCGUCGACUUGCAUUCCUUUCGUAAAUGCCAUACAGAUACUCGUAUAACAGGAUUUAUAAGUAAACGAUUAUAUAUCAUCUAUGUACUUUUUGAGAAAGUGUCACGGGCUGAGGAUGAUGCUGAUGUAUUGUAUGACCGAAGGAACGUUAAGAAAUAAAUAUUGAAUUCGUUAAAACAA
Drosophila takahashii is the source of this 5554-nucleotide messenger RNA. It is a transcript of the gene Setx, whose product is annotated as probable helicase senataxin. The record is from RefSeq and is a predicted model, not a curated record. Gene Ontology annotation, cellular component: cytoplasm. Lineage: Eukaryota; Metazoa; Arthropoda; Insecta; Diptera; Drosophilidae. Gene Ontology annotation, biological process: nuclear-transcribed mRNA catabolic process, nonsense-mediated decay. Gene Ontology annotation, molecular function: RNA helicase activity; protein binding.